GUCUCAAAGUUUCUACCACUUCCAAUUCAAGUGUCAUUUCAACAUCCAAAAAGCUUCAUACUUUAACUUUACCUCAAAGAGUGAUCAUUCUUUGCUUUGUUCUUAGCAACAAGUUCUUUUUUUUUUUUUUUUCUUAUUUGAAAAAAAAUGGCUGAUCAGUACGAACACAACAAGCCCUCAGUUGAGGAGACUGGUGCUACUAUGGAGACUACAGAUCGUGGAUUGUUUGAUAAAUUCCUAGGGAAAAAGGAAGAGGAAAAGCCAACUCAUGCUCAUGGGGAACAGGCAAUUUCCUCUGAGUUUGGUGAAAAAGUGAAGGUAUCUGAAGAACACAAGAAGGAAGAGAAGAAAGAGGAGGAACAUAAGAAAGAAGAGAAGAAACUCCACAGGUCAAGUAGCAGCUCUAGCAGCUCGAGUGAUGAGGAGGAAGUAAUAGGAGAGGACGGACAGAAAAUCAAGAAGAAGAAAAAGAAGGGAUUGAAGGACAAGAUCAAGGACAAAAUAUCUGGUGAUCACAAGGAAGAAGUGAAAACAGAGAAGGUUGAGGACACGUCAGUUCCAGUUGAGAAAUACGAGGAAUCGGAGGAGAAAAAAGGAUUCCUAGACAAAAUUAAGGACAAGCUGCCAGGUGGCGGGCAGAAGAAGGAGGAGGAAGUGGCGGCGCCUGCACCUCCACCACCAGCUGUGGCGGAACAUGAGGCUGAUGUUAAAGAGAAGAAGGGAUUUUUGGACAAGAUUAAGGAGAAGUUACCAGGAUACCACCCUAAGACUGAAGAAGAAAAGGAGAAAGAAAAAGAGAAGGAAGCUGCUGCAUCUCACUAAAGUUGAUAAAACAUGCAAAUGAAUGUUUAUUUGUUGUUUUUUACUUUUGGCGUUUUGGGAUGUUAUGAUUGUGUUGGUUAAGCUUUGUUCAUUUGCUCCACUGUUUUGGAUUAAGGAGAAAUUACCAGGAUACCACCCUAAGACUGAAGAAGAAAAGGAGAAAGAAAAAGAGAAGGAAAGCUGCUGCAUCUCACUAAAGUUGAUAAAACAUGCAAAUGAAUGUUUAUUUGUUGUUUUUUACUUUUGGCGUUUUGGGAUGUGUUAUGAUUGUGUUGGUUAAAGCUUUGUUCAUUUGCUCCACUGUUUUGGAUUCUGAAAGGUAUUAUUACUGUAUUUUUGUAUGUAAGUGCAUAGUUUUUUAUGUGCUUAUGUUUAAAGUUUUUAUGAUAUGGAUUUGUAAAAUGCAGUUGUUUUGUUUUAUGA
Messenger RNA from Lycium ferocissimum, 1245 nucleotides. Its product is annotated as phosphoprotein ECPP44-like. Bases 148 to 822 code for a protein of 224 amino acids. Gene Ontology annotation, biological process: response to water. The transcript is spliced from 2 exons. The record is from RefSeq and is a predicted model, not a curated record. NCBI's taxonomy places the organism in Eukaryota, Viridiplantae, Streptophyta, Magnoliopsida, Solanales, Solanaceae. Gene Ontology annotation, cellular component: membrane.